Molecule: messenger RNA, 1074 nt
Organism: Ruditapes philippinarum (Manila clam)
Lineage: Eukaryota; Metazoa; Mollusca; Bivalvia; Venerida; Veneridae
Product: delta-like protein 4
Exons: 2
Coding region: 576-1061 (161 amino acids)
Molecular function (GO): Notch binding; calcium ion binding
Source: RefSeq, a predicted model, not a curated record
UCUGACAGACCAUUGUCUUUUUUUAUAUUUAGAACGUCGUAUUAAAUUAAAGGGAGUUUUAUAGAGUCUAAUGUAGGUCUAUAUAAAUUACUUGUGCGCAAAAUUGCGGAUCAAUUCGUGUUUUUUUUUUAUAUUUCAAUUUUGUGCACAAAAGGUCGUUUAAACGCUGUAAUCACAAAACGGUCAAACAAUGGCGCUAAACAUCAAUUUUUAAUUCAAUCCUAAAGGUUCUUUUUCUUUAUUGUCUUGUUCAUAUAUUAUUACGUUUUAAGUGUUCUAGUUUAUCUAUAUAACAUUUUCAAAUUUUAUGUGAUUGGGCUUUUGUAAUUCAAUGGAGCUCCUUUAGGUUUUUGCAAUUGGAAGGUUUGUUCUAUUCUAUAGAUAUUGAAAACGUUAAAAAAAACUUGUACACAUUCAAAUUACACAAACUUACAUGACACAUGAAAUGGUAGGUCGUGUCCGGUAACUUUAUACAUCAAUGUCUCUGCUUUGUACGUACGCUGUCUACACUGUCCUUUCAGAACAAAGAGAUACUGGAAUACUACUGUAACACUUAUUUGAAGGACUGAAUUACCAUGUCUUGCCGCCUGAAUUUAACAGUGCUGCUUAUAAUCGUAUUUUAUGGAGAUGCAUGUUGCAGCACAUGUUUCUUUGGAAUUUGUUCAUGGGCGGAAUGGAAAACAGUCUCAACUAAUUGCGGAUCGUCAUACUGUAGUCAACAAAGAGCGAGACAAAUAUGUUGUUUAGAUAUUGGUUGGAGUGCCCAGACGUGUAGUCGCUAUUGUCCAGCAUCUGGUGGUGGUGGCUACUCUCAGUCGGGAAACGGAGAUUCUAGUACAUUAACAUGUAAUCACUGCAGUAAUGGCGGAUCUCUUCAAUACUACGGACGGGCGUGUGACUGUGUGCCAGGAUACUACGGAACAUGUUGUCAAUAUGAGAUAUACGAGUGCAGCAGUUCACCGUGUAAGAAUGGAGGCACAUGUAUAGAUAAAGUCAAUGGAUUCUCGUGCACGUGUCCACCUAGACUCUAUGGAACAUAUUGUGAAACUGGUAAGUGGUGACGAGUUUUGGAAU